Molecule: messenger RNA, 904 nt
Organism: Dendronephthya gigantea
Lineage: Eukaryota; Metazoa; Cnidaria; Anthozoa; Malacalcyonacea; Nephtheidae
Product: late histone H2B.L4-like
Exons: 1
Coding region: 170-547 (125 amino acids)
Cellular component (GO): nucleosome
Molecular function (GO): structural constituent of chromatin; DNA binding; protein heterodimerization activity
Source: RefSeq, a predicted model, not a curated record
UACAAUUUUUAGCCAAUGACAGACAAUGACCUACAAUCUUUAGCCAAUAAUAGAUAAUGAUAUACAUAAUUGAUCCAGUUAUCGGAGAUAUAAAGGCUACCAGUUUUAAAUUGCUCUUAUUUGAGACAAACGAGUAUUAAGACAAAAUUAAUUGAAUUAGCAAACUGAAAUGCCUCCAAAAACCUCAGGAAACAAGAAGGUAGAGAAGCCAACAACAACAGUUAUCAAGCCUCUGAGUGAUGGAAAACCAAGAAAGAGAACAAAACGGAAGGAAAGUUACGCUGUAUACAUUUACAAAGUCCUCAAACAAGUUCACCCGGACACUGGUGUAUCAAGUAAAGCAAUGAAUAUCAUGAACUCAUUCGUCAAUGAUAUCUUUGAACGAAUUGCUUCCGAGGCGACACGUUUGGCACACUACAAUCAAAAGUCCACAAUAUCAUCGCGUGAAAUACAAACGGCCGUCAGACUUCUUUUGCCAGGUGAACUCGCCAAGCAUGCUGUCAGUGAAGGCACUAAAGCCGUGACGAAAUACACAAGCAGCAGAUAAGCUGAAUGAAGAGUGUUUUGGAAUUGACCCAUAAUGAGUCGUAAACGUUGAAUGUUACGAGUUGUACAGCUGUUAUAGUGCAACGAACUUAUUUGACUUUAAGUUGACAUUUGUCGUAUUUAAAAUAGAAAUGUAUAAAGGAAAAAGAAUGAUUAUUAAAAAAUAUAAAUUGGCGUAACGUAAUAUAUUAUAAGGCGACAAAUAGCGUUACAGAUUUUAUGCGAACAUGACCUGUACUUUAACGAAGAAGAUCCGUAUUUUGGACUCUGGCUAUAAACUGAUGACUUUAAAACAAAAGACUAUAGAUAUGCAUGAACAUAUCUCGCCCACAGUCGGCGAUGACAAAGGAAAUUUUUC